AUGAGUCAAUCCGAAGCCUCCGCCAGCGUGUCACUCGGGCCGUUCACCGUGUACGACCGCAAGGCGGGCGUGUACGCUUCUCGGCUGCCUCCGCCCACCAUCCCUGCCGAGUCGGUCUUCGAGUACUGCCUCGGCAGCGUGAGCCUCGACGACCAAGGCACCGCCAUCACCGAGUGCGCUACCGGUCGCACUAUCUCAUAUGGCCAGCUUAAGCUCAGGGCACAGCGCUUCGGGCUCGGCCUGGUCACCAAGGCCAAGCUCAAGCGCGGCGACACGGUGCUGGUGGCGCUGCACUCGUCGAUCGACUUUGCCGUCUGCGUGAUGGCGGCGCAGUUUGCCGGGCUGCGCGUGGCGCUCGCCAAUCCGGACUAUGCGCCCAAGGAGCUCAAGCACGUGUACAAGCUGGUGCGGCCCAAGAAGGUGAUCGUGCACAGCACACACCUCAGCCGCGCCGCGCGCGCCAACCUGCAGACGUUCAACGUGAUCCUCACCAACACCAAGCUCGGCCGUGGCGGCGUGCUGUCGAUCGACGAGCUGCUUGCGCCGGAAGCCGAAGCGCGCGCAGCCAAGCCGUAUGUGCCCGAGGACCUCAACACCACCGCCUACCUGCCUGCAUCAUCCGGCACGACGGGACUGCCCAAGGCGGUACAGAUCUCGCAUCGCAAUCUGGUCGCCAUGCUCGCCAUGAACUUCAACACGCCCGGGUUCAUUCCCGAGAGUCUGGGGGGCGAGCAGUUGCGUAUGCUGAGCUUCUUGCCCUUCUUCCAUGCCUAUGGGCUGGUGGGGCAGUUGCACCUCAUCCUGCGUCAGCGCGGACAGCUGUUCAUCCUGCGUCCGUUUACGCCCCAGUCGCUGUGUGCCGCGGUGCAGCAGCACCGCAUCAAUCUGCUCAACUGCGUGCCGCCGGCGCUGACCAAGCUCACCAAGUACGCAGGCACGACUCGCGCGGCGUUUGCGAGUGUCAAGCGCGUGCGCUGCGGUGCGGCACCGUUGGAUGCCGAGACCGAGGCCAAGUUCUCGCGCAUGACCGGCGUCGAAGUCAAGCAGGGCUGGGGCAUGACCGAGCUCACCCUCGCCGGCUUGGAUCCGUCCAGUGGCCAACAGACUCCCGGUUCGGUUGGGUGUCUGAUCCCCUCGACACUGGCCAAGGUCGUGGAUGUGGAGAGUGGCGAGCCGGUGGAGCCGGGCCAGCGCGGGGAGCUGCUGAUCAAAGGCGACCAGGUGUUUUCGGGCUACCUCGCCAACGAAGCCGAGACGAAAGCGUCCUUCACCGCCGAUGGCUUCUUCCGCACAGGUGACGUUGUCAUCGUCGACGCACGCACGGGCGAGUUCAGCAUCGUAGACCGCAUGAAGGAGCUCAUCAAGUACCAGGGUUUCCAAGUCGCACCCGCGGAGCUCGAAGGUCUACUAGUCACCCAACCCUCGGUCGCCGCUGCAGCCGUCGUGGGAAGGUACGACAGGGAGGCUGCCACCGAACUCCCCUGUGCCUUCGUCGAGCUCUCUCCCAGCGUCAGCGGCCAAGAUGCCAAGCAAGUCGUGGCGCAGAUCGACGCUUUCGUCAGGUCGAAAGUGUCGCACCACAAGUUCUUGCGAGGCGGUAUCCAUGUGGUGGACAAGGUGCCGGUGAGCGCGAGCGGCAAGAUCCUGCGCAAACAGGUCCGACAAAUGCUCCAGCAGCUCGAGGCCGCCCAUUCCACCCCACAAAAGGCCAAGCUCUAG
This is a messenger RNA of Moesziomyces antarcticus, 1719 nucleotides long. Its product is annotated as phenylacetyl- protein. Gene Ontology annotation, biological process: secondary metabolic process. The transcript has 2 exons. Gene Ontology annotation, molecular function: CoA-ligase activity. The record is from RefSeq and is a predicted model, not a curated record. NCBI's taxonomy places the organism in Eukaryota, Fungi, Basidiomycota, Ustilaginomycetes, Ustilaginales, Ustilaginaceae. The coding region runs from base 1 to 1719 and encodes 572 amino acids.